AUGGCUUCUGCUGACACAGCCGCAUCGCUCAAGCGCUGCGAGCCGCUGAAGGAGAGCGAUGUGAAGCUGCUGUGCGAGAAGGCGGUUGAGAUCCUGGUGGAGGAGGCUAAUGUGCAGCGGGUGGAUGCCCCCGUGACGAUCUGCGGCGACAUCCACGGCCAGUUCUACGACCUGACAGAACUGUUCAAGGUCGGGGGCGACUGCCCGCAGACCAACUACCUGUUCAUGGGGGACUUUGUGGACAGAGGCUUCUACUCGGUGGAGACCUUCCUGCUGCUGCUGGCACUCAAGGUGCGUUACCCCGAGCGCAUCACCCUCAUCCGCGGCAACCACGAGAGCCGGCAGAUCACGCAGGUGUACGGCUUCUAUGACGAGUGCCUGCGCAAGUACGGGUCGGUCAACGUCUGGCGAUACUGUACCGACGUAUUUGACUACCUCUCGCUGUCGGCCCUCAUCGACGGCACCAUCUUCUGCGUGCACGGCGGCCUGUCCCCCACCAUCACGGGCCUGGACCAGAUCCGCACCAUCGACCGCAAGCAGGAGGUGCCGCACGACGGCGCCAUGUGCGACCUGCUCUGGAGCGACCCUGAGGACGGUGUGGAUGGGUGGGGGCUGAGCCCUCGGGGCGCAGGAUACCUGUUUGGCCACGACAUCGCCUCCCAGUUCUGCCACGCCAAUGGGAUUGAGCUGAUCGCGCGUGCCCACCAGCUGGUGAUGGAGGGGUACAAGUGGAUGUUCAAGGACCAGCUGGUGACGGUGUGGAGCGCGCCCAACUACUGCUACAGGUGCGGCAACGUAGCGGCCCUGCUGGAGCUGGACGACGGCGGCUCCAAAAACUUCAAGGUGUUUGAGGCGGCGCCGCAGGAGGCGCGCGGCGUGCCCGCCAAGAAGGCCGCCCCAGACUACUUCCUGUAG
Chlorella variabilis is the source of this 915-nucleotide messenger RNA. RefSeq names its product protein phosphatase X. Gene Ontology annotation, biological process: double-strand break repair via homologous recombination; peptidyl-serine dephosphorylation. Gene Ontology annotation, molecular function: protein serine/threonine phosphatase activity. Bases 1 to 915 code for a protein of 304 amino acids. NCBI's taxonomy places the organism in Eukaryota, Viridiplantae, Chlorophyta, Trebouxiophyceae, Chlorellales, Chlorellaceae. Gene Ontology annotation, cellular component: nucleus; cytoplasm. The record is from RefSeq and is a predicted model, not a curated record. The transcript is spliced from 10 exons.